AUGUCGUCAAGUGUGAGUCAAGGGUUGCAAUCAUGCCUGGAGGUAAGGGUGGUGGAACCACGUUUUUUGAGUCUGAAACUGGCUCCACCUAAAUCAAAUUCCCCUGCCUCCAUUGCUCCUACUAACGAGGAAAAAGACGCCAAGCUCAUAGGCAAUCAAAAUAUGGAGAUGGGGGGCUGGAGUUUCCUCCACUUCCUCUCCAACGCCAAUGAAUAUUCUACCCAAAAUGACAAUGUAUACGUGCAUCCUCUGGUAAAGCAUUCAGCUUCUAUCCUAAGUGAAAAAAGCCUUGAAAUGUGCACCGAGAGAUUAGGUAGUGAAACUGGAAGUGAUGUUAGCGACAUUUCCUUGCUUUCAUUACAAACCGGGGUUUACAAUCCAUCGAAUUCCAAACCAAGGGAAAGUUCAUUGAAACGAAAAACGAGUCGUAUCAACACCUUCCCACCUCCAUUAACAUCCAUUACCGGUUCCAAUGGCGUCCAAGUCAAGUCUCACCGAGAGGGUGGCCGUUUGGUUCUUCAAGCCGUUACUAUCCCUCCUUGCCAUACGUACUUCCAUGCAGAACGAAGUGAAGGCAGGCUUAGGCUUUCACUUUUCAAGGAUGUCACCGAUGGUUUCCACAGCGAAGGCGGCGAAGAGGAAGUCCGAGAGGACCUUGUAGAAAAAGAAGAUGAUGAUGAAGAUGAUGAAGAUGGUGAAAAUGAUCAAGCGUUAGAAGGUGAAUUCAAAGAAGAAACCAUUAUGAGGGAGGUGAAGUUAUGGAAGGAAAUAGUGGGAGUACUGGGGCUGAAAUUGAGACAAGGAAAUUGGCUAGGCCAAGCCGAUGCAAAGAAAGUGGGCGUAGGCACAAAGUGUUGCUUAAUUGGCAGCCAUUGUUGGUGGGGUGACAACUUGAAAGCUAAAAGUUGGAAGGUUUCUCUCAACCCCAGAGACAAUAAUUACUAUGAUUGGAUCCCCUAA
Molecule: messenger RNA, 960 nt
Organism: Gossypium arboreum
Lineage: Eukaryota; Viridiplantae; Streptophyta; Magnoliopsida; Malvales; Malvaceae
Product: protein FANTASTIC FOUR 2-like
Exons: 1
Coding region: 1-960 (319 amino acids)
Source: RefSeq, a predicted model, not a curated record